This is a messenger RNA of Geodia barretti, 1305 nucleotides long. The record is from the annotation of a GenBank genome assembly. Lineage: Eukaryota; Metazoa; Porifera; Demospongiae; Tetractinellida; Geodiidae.
AUGAUGAUGGCAUCAAAUUUCCCACUAGAAGAGUAUUCUUCAGAGUAUUCUAGUAGCUCUAGUAGCUCUGAGUCAGACCAGGAUGAAGAGGAUUUGGUCACUCAAUGGAGAAGAACGUACCCUGGAGCUACCAAUUCUUACAUUGUACCUCCAAUGCGACUAGAGCCUGCACGUCCAAUGUCUCUGCUGCCUCCAGUGGCUUAUGCUAGUGACAGUGGGCUUAGCAGCAGAUUUGGUAGGCUAGAAAUCGUGCAGAAGGACAGAGCAGUAGAUACCGUGAGAAAGGAUGGACAAGUUGAAGUAUUUGGAAGAGCAGAUAUGUCAGGAAAGGACUUUGCAAGAGACCUUUUCUGCAAGGCCUACAAGAAAUUUACCAGUCAGAUUAAGGCACUAGUAUCUACCUACCAGUUUUUAGACCCGGCACAGUCUAGGCAGUUUGUCAAAGGAGACAAGUUUGAUUUGGAUGGCAGUGGUAUGGUGUUGGUCCAGGGAGCAGUCAUCAACGGUCUGGCCUGCUGGGAAGAGUUCAUAGUCGAGAUUUUGAAAGAGGGAUUCAUGACUUUUGUUGAGGUUGGUUCGGGGCGUCCGCCGACACUCCACUCUUUGAAGAAGAGUCUGCCAUCGUGCGAUGUCAUCUUGAGAAAGGAACUGAGGACCAGUUGCCAGUUGAAGCCAGCAGACGAGAAGAUGUUCAGUAUCAUGUGGGGAAUCAAUGCCCCGCCAGAGUUUGCAUCGAGAGUCAGCCCGUGGGCCGAAUAUUUCGAGUCUUACUGCCAAUCUACAAUCACCGGUGCCCAGCUAAUACCGGUCUUUAGCCCCGGAGCUGCAAACAGCAUAGACUCUCUCUUCAGCAGGCUGUUCCAAGUCACAGCCGAGGGGAGCAGCCUGUCUGAGAACAUUCUCAACAUCGGACGGUUCCGCUACAAGCUCCAGUUGAACCAAGACGACGAAAUCGAGCUGCAUAUCCACUCCGUGACGGCUCUCAGAAAUAUCUCCCGGGUGUACUACGCCCUUCGCUGCAUUUUCGCACACGGGCACAACCGGAAGACAAUCACAGGGGCGUUGAAAGAUUUCCCCAGAAACGUAGCAGAGUUUGAGCUCGGUAACGAGAGAGCAGCGAAGUACUACCUGGGUUUGUACCGGCGGAUGGAAAAGUACGGUCGAGACACCAGCAUCAGUUACCUCACCUUUAUCAACAUGAUUGAGUUUAUGAAGAGAGCGGCGUUCUUCUUAAUGCGAGCCCUCGCCAAAUGGGUCUACGACACGACUGAAACCUGCAUCUGGAGCUACAAGCCGCAUACUUAA